Molecule: messenger RNA, 4525 nt
Organism: Prionailurus viverrinus (fishing cat)
Lineage: Eukaryota; Metazoa; Chordata; Mammalia; Carnivora; Felidae
Gene: SEMA4D
Product: semaphorin 4D
Exons: 15
Coding region: 677-3265 (862 amino acids)
Biological process (GO): negative regulation of transcription by RNA polymerase II; axon guidance; ossification involved in bone maturation
Molecular function (GO): chemorepellent activity; semaphorin receptor binding
Source: RefSeq, a predicted model, not a curated record
UGGGGGUGUGGGGAGGCGAGGACGGGGGCUGCCUCCCCGCCGGGGCCUGGUGGUCAGGGGCCUGGUGGUCAGGGGCCUGGUGGUCAGGGGCCUGGUGGUCAAGGGCCUGGUGGUCAAGGGCCUGGUAGUCAGGGGCCUGGUGGUCAGGGACCUGGUGGGUGGAUGUGCUGUGUGCUCUGCGGGCCUCUCCCCGCCCCUCCCCCACACACAGCGCAUCAGCUUCCGGGCCCAGAGCUUCCGGGACUAGAGGGUCCUUGAGGGACCCGGAGGCAGGUGGGGCGGGGCCACGACAGCCCCUGGGGAAGCCGCAGGCUGCUGACCAGGCCCAAAGACCAGAGGAGCCGUCUGCUUUUCCCGGUCGCCCCAGGGCCAGCCCGGCUGGGGUCUGGUUCUCUCUCCAGGGGUGCCCAGCACCCCGUGCCUGGAGAAUUUCUCCGUGAGGCCGGAAAGAAGCAUACUGUGUAAGAACCGGCUGGCCUUCAACGUUCGCGGUGGUGACCUUGCCCGGCGCCCGGGAGAUGCGGGUCCUCGGGGCGCAUCCCGCCCAGCGUCUCCGGGCUGUGCUGUGGGUCACAGCUCCUAGGCUCUGAGCAGCGUCUGCCGUGACGCCCACCGUGGCCCCCCCGCCCACGAGCGUUUGCUGCCAGAGCCCCCUCUGCUGCGCCCUCCCGUGAGGAUGUGUGUCCCCGUCGGGGGGCUGCUGGCCACCCUGGCCACGGCACUCGGGGUGGUGGUGGCGUUUGCUCCCGCCCCCAGGAUCACCUGGGAGCACAGAGAGGUGCGGCUGGAGAAGUUCCACGAGCCGGGCAUCUUCAACUACUCCGUCUUGCUGCUGAGCGAGGACAAGAGCACCCUGUACGUGGGGGCCCGGGAGGCCGUGUUCGCCCUGAAUGCACUCAACGUCUCUGAGAAGCAGCACGAGGCGUAUUGGAAGGUCUCAGAAGAUAAAAAGGCAAAAUGUGCAGAAAAGGGGAAAUCGAGACAGACCGAAUGUCUCAACUACAUCCGCGUGCUGCAGCCGCUUGGCCCCGGUGCCCUGUACGUGUGCGGGACCAACGCCUUCCAGCCAGCCUGUGACCACCUGAACUUAACGUCCUUUCGGUUUCUGGGGAGGAGCGAGGAUGGCAAGGGCAGGUGCCCCUUUGACCCCGCACAGAGCUACACGUCCGUCAUGGUCGAUGGGGAGCUGUAUUCCGGGACGUCCUAUAACUUUCUGGGAAGCGAGCCCAUCAUCUCCCGAAACUCGUCCCACAGUCCUCUGAGGACGGAGUACGCGAUACCGUGGCUUAACGAGCCAAACUUCGUCUUUGCGGACGUGAUCCGAGAGAGCCCGGACGGCACGGACAGCGGGGACGACAGGGUGUACUUCUUUUUCACCGAGGUGUCCGUGGAGUACGAGUUUGUCUUCAAGCUGAUGAUCCCCCGGGUGGCGAGGGUGUGCAAGGGGGACCAGGGCGGUCUGCGGACCCUACAGAAGAAGUGGACGUCCUUCCUGAAGGCCAGGCUCAUCUGUUCCAGGCCGGACAGCAACCUCGUCUUCAACGUGCUGCAGGCCGUCUUUGUCCUCAGGGCGCCGGACCUGAAGGAGCCCGUGUUCUACGGGGUCUUCACCCCACAGCUGAACAACGUGGGGCUGUCAGCCGUGUGCGCCUACAACCUGUCCACGGCCGAGGCGGUCUUCUCCCGCGGGAAGUACAUGCAGAGCGCCACGGUGGAACAGUCCCACACCAAGUGGGUGCGCUACAACGGGGCCGUGCCCACGCCGCGGCCCGGGGCGUGCAUCAACCGCGAAGCGCGGGCGGCCAACUUCUCCAGCUCCCUGGGUCUGCCGGACAAGACCCUGCAGUUCGUCAAGGACCACCCCCUGAUGGACGGCUCCGUGACCCCAACAGACAACAGGCCCAGGCUGGUCACAGGCAACGUGAACUACACGCAGAUCGUGGUGGACAGGACCCGGGCCCUGGACGGGACCGUCUACGACGUCAUGUUCAUCGGCACAGACCGGGGCGCCCUCCACAAAGCUGUCAACCUCGAGAAUGACGCCCACAUCAUUGAGGAGACCCAGCUUUUCCGGGACUUCGAGCCGGUCCAGACGCUGCUGCUCAAUUCUGAGAAGGGCGGAAGGCUUGUGUACGCGGGCUCCAGCUCGGGUGUGGUGCAGGCCCCCGUGGCCUUCUGCGGGAAGCACGGCACCUGUGAGGACUGCGUGCUCGCCCGCGACCCCUACUGCGCCUGGAGCCGGGCGGCCGCGGCCUGCGUGGCCCUGCCCCCGCACCGGACGGACGGCCCCAGCAGGACUCUGAUUCAGGAGAUGAGUGGAGACGCGUCCGCCUGCCCGGAUAAAAGUAAAGAAAGUUUCCGGCAGCAUUUUUUCAAGCACGGCGGCACAGCGGAACUCAAAUGCUCCCAAAAGUCCAACCUGGCCCGGGUGGUGUGGAAGUUCCGGGACGGCGUGCUCGACGCCGACGGCCCCAAGUACAGCCUGGUGGGCAGGAAGCACCUGCUCAUCUUCAACCUGUCGGAGGGGGACAGCGGCGUGUACCAGUGCCUGUCGGAGGAGCGGGUCCGCAACGGGACGGUCCUGCGGGUGCUGGCCAAGCACGUGCUGGAGGUGAAGACGGCCCCGAGGGCCACAGAGGCCCCCGCCUCGCCGGGCGCCCGGACGGAAGGCGGGAGGACCACCGCCCGGGCGGUGACGGAGCCCGCCCGCGGCCCCCCGCCGCAGACCUCCGCCGCGCGGGUCCCCGUGCCCGGGGCCGUCGCCCCGCCGCCCAGCCCCGCGCCCACGGGCACGUCCUGCGAACCGAAGAUCGUCAUCAACACGGUCCCCCAGGUGCACUCGGAGAAGACGAUGUAUCUGCAGUCCAGCGACAACCGUCUGCUCAUGUUCCUCUUCCUCCUCUUCUUCCUGCUGUGCCUCUGCCUCGUGUCCUACAACUGCUACAAGGGCUACCUGCCCGGGCAGUGCCUGAAGUUCCGCUCCGCCGUGCUGCUGGGGAAGAAGCAGCCCGUGGCGGACUUCUCCGAGUUCGAGCAGAGCGCCAAGGAGACGCUGGUGGAGCCGGGCAGCUUCUCCCAGCAGAACGGGGGGCAGCCGCGGCCGGCCCUGGACACGGGCUACGAGACGGAGCAGGACACCAUGGCCAGCAGGGUGCCCACCGACAGGGAGGACUCGCAGAGGCUGGACGACCUCCCGGCCAGGGACGGGCCCUUCGACGUCAAGUGUGAGCUGAAGUACGCCGACUCGGACGCGGACGGGGACUGAGUCACCGCCGGGAGCCCGCGUCAGCACGCCUGUCCUGUGUCUUGUCUCUUGCGUCGAGCUUGUGAUUUGGUCUUCGUCCUUUCGGAAAACGGCGAGCAUCGCCUCCCGGUCCCCCGCCGGGCCGCGGCGUGAGACGCCCCCGCGGGCGGCACGUGGGGCCCCGGCUGUCCCCGGCCCGCGGAAGCUCGCUCGCGCCUGGAGCGUCCCCUCCUCAGAGCAGCCACUGAAAGAUCCUUGAAUUCCAGAUUGGAAAUGACGUUUUUGUUUAUCAGAUUGGUAACUUAUCGCCUGUUGUCCAGAUUGGCACGAACCUUUGCUUCCCAGGAAUUAUUUUUUAUGGUUUUGCUUUUCUCGUGUUAGGUCGUUUCUGUUUUAAAUCACCGAAGCAGACGUUCCAAUAUUGCGAAGAUGUGCAUCUUCCAGGUUUUGUUGUACGUUAGGGGAAAGAUACAGCUUACGUUGCUUACGAUUCUCAGGGAUAAACUUACUUUGGGUAAAUGUGUUCUCUACCUUUUAGACACGUAGACGAAACCAUCUCUUGAGCACACUUUUUUUUUUUUUUUAAUUUUAUUCCUUGAGGGAAGCGUCCUUUUCAGAGAGAUUUUCUUUCUGUGGUUUUUUUCUUCCCCCCUCUUGUUUUAACUCUUUCAAAGAACAGAAGACGGUGGAAGGCUGGCCCGUGAACCAGGCGGGGCCUUGAGCGCGGGUCGGCGGAGCCGGCUGGCCCCGAGCGGAGGGAGCGUGCGUUUUGCCAUCGGAUGCCCACGGCCACGGCUUGAAACCCCCCGUGCAGAUGGACGGACGGACGUUCCCCGGGCAUCCGCAGUCACGUCUGGCUUCUGGCUCCCGUCCACCGCCCACCCGGACGACCCGCUCGGCCGAACCGAGCUGUCCGCGCCUUCCGGCAAGCAGGACCGCGGUGGCCGGACUGGCCUGUGUCCCCACGAGGCCUGGCGGCUCGUGACCCCACGCCCCACGGCCCCGCGUGGCCCGGCGCUAUCCUCGAAGGUGCGAGUGGGCGAGACGGUCCAAUCUCCACCUGUUGCUUGCCGUGCGCCGAGAAGGCUCUCUUUCCCGUGGCGAGGAGCAGUGACCUCUGGAUCUGUGUGCCUGCGUGGACAGUGUUGUCUUAAGCAUGAUAGGACUCGACCGUUGUGGUGUACACAUUUGUGUUUUAUAAGAUUUCCUUUGUUUUUAUUUUUCUACUUCGAAUUGUAUACAUUUGAAAAGUAACCGAAUAAACGAGCAGCUUAUAUCCUC